Molecule: messenger RNA, 2884 nt
Organism: Thalassophryne amazonica
Lineage: Eukaryota; Metazoa; Chordata; Actinopteri; Batrachoidiformes; Batrachoididae
Gene: usp6nl
Product: USP6 N-terminal like
Exons: 14
Coding region: 141-2768 (875 amino acids)
Source: RefSeq, a predicted model, not a curated record
GCCACUGGGAGUCAUGUGGAUUACGGGAUGAAUCCUGAGGAAAAGUUGUAGAAGGAUGCGGUUGUUGGGAGUAAGAUGGCAAAAUUGGGUUAUUUCUGCCCGGUGGCACCUCCCCCUGCCUCCACCCCCACCCUGUGAACAUGCAGGUCCUACAGAUCGUCAAGGAUCUGGUGUCGCCAUCCAGAAGUGGGGCAGCAGGCAGAUCUGGAGCGUCUGAUACUGACCAGGAUGCAGCGGUGAAACUUGAGCGAGCCGAGAUCGUCGCCAAAUAUGACAAGGGGAAAGAGGCCACCGUGGAGCCAUGGGAGGACACCAACUUCCACCUCUAUAAAGUCGUCGACCGCUUCGGAUUCGUCCAUGAGAAUGAGCUGCCAUCCUACGACUCUGUGGAGGAGAAGCACAAACACACGGAGCUGGAGAGGAUCAGCAAAUGGCUGAAGAUGCUGAAGAGCUGGGACAAAUACAAGAACAGUGAAAAGCUGGUUCGGAGGAUCUAUAAGGGGAUUCCUCUGCAACUCCGAGGCGAGGUGUGGGGUCUGCUGCUUGACAUCCCCAAAAUGAAGCAGGAGAAGAAAGACUUCUAUGAGAAGCUGAAGGCGAGUGCGAGAGGACUUUCUCCGGAUAUCCGUCAGAUUGAUUUGGAUGUAAACCGGACCUACAGGGACCACGUCAUGUUCAUGAAUCGCUACGACGUCAAGCAGCAGGCUCUGUUCCACGUGCUCACGGCGUACUCCAUCUACAACAGGGAAGUGGGCUACUGUCAGGGGAUGAGCCAGAUCACAGCCCUGUUGCUGAUCUACUUGAACGAAGAGGACGCCUUCUGGGCGCUGGUCAAACUCCUGUCUGGACACAAGCACGCCAUGCACGGUUUUUUUGUUCCCGGCUUUCCGAAACUGAUGCGAUUUCAGGAGCAUCACGACCGCAUCCUGAAGAAGAUGAUUCCAAAACUGAAGCAGCACCUGGACAACCAGGAGGUGUUCACCAGCCUGUACACCAUGAAGUGGUUCUUCCAGUGUUUCCUGGACAGAACCCCCUUCACACUGACUCUCAGGAUCUGGGACAUCUACAUCUUGGAGGGGGAGCGCGUGCUGCCCGCCAUGUCCUACACCAUCCUCAAACUGCACAGGAAGCACCUAAUGAAGCUGUCCAUGGAGGAGCUGGUGGAGUUUCUGCAGGUAUCUUUGUCAAAAAAUUUCUACUUCGAAGAUGAUUUGGUGAUCGAGCAGCUGCAGCAUUCGAUGUCGGAGCUCAGGAGGGCCAAGCUGGAGCUGCCGGCGCCAGGUAAAGAGGACGAGUUUCCCAAGAAGCCUCUAGGGCAGCUACCUCCUGAGCUGGCAGCGCCGGUGGUCAACCACAUGGCCAAUGGUCAGAGCCAUACUGAGCCAGCCGAGUCUCCCAGGGAGCCGAGUCCUACACAAGUGCAUCGGCGGGAGAGCCGGCCCUCAAGCCGAUCGCGCCGUGCUUCUCUGGACAGAUCGCUCCGUCAGCAAAAGGUUCGCUCCAGGGGAUCAGGAGAGAUCCCGAGUGAGCAGCAAAAGCAGAUCUUCAAUCUCACCAGUUCUGAGAAGGUAGAACCACCUGUUACUCCUGCAGUGCAGCCCACCACAGGGGAUAGAGAGAAGCCACAGAGCCAUGCCACAGCCAAUCAGAAUUCCAAUGCAGCAUCGAGCUCCCGCCAAAACUUCACCCCUCGUUGGGUCAAACCUUCUGAUACCAAAUUGGAAGCGGCUAUGGCAGCAGCAGCCUUGGAGGCCCUGAAAAGUCGAGGGGUGCCAGUGCAGCCUCCUAAGUCAAAUGGUGCCGCAGUAAACCACCAUCAGCCCAACUCGAGGAGCUUUGUCCCAGGUUCAGACCGUGGCUCCAACGCUUCCCAGUAUGACAAUGUACCUGGACUUCCUGAACAGAAUGUCGGUAUCCCAGAGCCUGAGAGUCCUCCGUCCAGGAUUCGAACCCCUCGCACUGAGCUCCCAUUGAGUGCAUCAGGUGUUCAUCAGGGCAGCCCCACAGUGGCUGGAAGUUUUAUCCCCCCACCAUCUGGGCCAAAGAUUGUACAACACCUGCUUCCUCCUCCCCUGACUCACAAGAUUCCAGUGGGUGUCCAGUCUGACCAGUAUGAUGCACCUGCCCAGCAGUACUCCCAGGGUAGACCUACCAUGGUACCCAUUCUCCAUCCUGCCUACAGCUCAAAUGUGGAGUAUAGAAGAGAUGACAGACAUUAUGCCCCACCACCCAACCUGGGGUAUGGGGAAAGAGCGUACCCCACCACUCAACGGCAGCCCAGCAGACUGUCUCCAACGAAGGCUUUUAUGAACAACAACUUUGCUACACAGCGCCUGGAGCCCUUCCCAAAGUCCACCAACAGCCCUCAAAAUGUCAAGCCAGUGCUGCAGCUGGAAAACCCCACCUACCAGCCAUUGAUACUCAACUCCCCUCCACAAGGCUACCCUCCAAUAGACUACGUGGUCGAGCCAAAUCCCCGCUACCCGUAUAAAGAGCAGACUGUGGAUGGGUUCAUAUGGCCGCCAGAGGGCGACCACUUCUCUCACUCUGGGGGGGGAAUGCCCCGUUCGCCCAGCUUUCAGCAAGCCCAAAUGUCUCCUGUUGAGCAAUUCACCUUCCCCACCAAAACAGACAACCUCCUUCACUACAGGAACCAGUUUAACGAGCAGCAGCCGGUCAUAAGGCAGCAGCUCCCCCGACUGUUUGGAGGACCACACUACAGUCCUGCACAGGAGGCGUUUGCCAUGCAGGAGUCCAUGCUGCUGUGAGCAGAAGACUGUAUCAAGGAGUUCUUUCUGUGAAGUACUGCCCUCUGCAGGACGCACCAGCCGCUGACAUUUUUACUGAUCACUUAAAAAAGGAGAAAAAAAAAACUGACUGAAGA